Cantharellus anzutake is the source of this 810-nucleotide messenger RNA. RefSeq lists its product as uncharacterized. NCBI's taxonomy places the organism in Eukaryota, Fungi, Basidiomycota, Agaricomycetes, Cantharellales, Hydnaceae. The coding region runs from base 134 to 610 and encodes 158 amino acids. The record is from RefSeq and is a predicted model, not a curated record. The transcript has a single exon.
AGUUGAACCGGUACUCCUGCGCCUUUUGACUCUCUAUGUCUUAAACGGUGCUUAGUUUGGGCGACCGUACGGUGCGAAGGUGCCGGAUCCGAUACCAUACCAAUCGCACAUAGGGUAGUAUACCCUGAGUGGCAUGGAGUGUAUUCUCACAGGGAAGUGGGCGCUAUAUAGCAUCAGAGCGGAAAAAAUAUCGGAGCUGCGGUUGUGCACUGACCAAAGGCGACUUUCAAUGAAAACCUGUGCCCAUCUUUUGCUUUCGUUCCUCCCCUCCCCUCCACUCAUUCAUCCGGGUUGCCCAUCCGCAGUCUCGUUAUGCACGCAACCUCAUCUGGCAUUCCGCGGAUGCCCUGAGGAUAGUGAUUCCAUGGUCCGUGGACCGGUUUUUCGAUUCUACCCAAGUAUAGUGUACCCUCAGGUACCCAUUAGUUUCCAAGCUGCGGAAUCACUGCGAGAGUGGCAUGUGUGUGGCCGCCAAACGGAAGAACUCAUUCGUGCAUCUUCGGUGUUGUACGUUGUGAUAGGAUGUGUACGCCGCAAUCGGGGUGAAAGGAAGGAAGGUAUUAUCGAGCCUGAGUGUGCUCGGUAUUCUGGGGUAGUAGACGACCGGUGAUGGUUACAUCACAUCGUAACCGCAAAAUGGUCUCCGACGGGACCAAGCACAGGGCACGUGUACGGGAAAAAAAUGACAAUAAUUAAUUAACUAUUGUUCCGAAAAAGGUAAUAUUAAAUUGGUAAACUAAUUGGCAAUAGAAAGAAUAAGACAAAAAUGCAUUACUUUAAAUGGCAACAAAAUGUUAUUUCCAAUUGGAG